AGUACGCUAACCGUGAGAAUUUAAAUCCAAAAUCAUUGAUGUGGUUUUGAAAAAUAUUUGUAAGCUUUAUUGUUUAUCUAUAUUCUUUGAGACGAAAUCAACGUUUGAAUAUAUUCAUGAAAAUUUCCUUUUGUAACAUAAAUAGAGCGAGAAUAUGUGAUCGAAGAGGGGCUUUUCAACGAAUUUAUUAUCAAGCUGUGCAGUCGUAUAUACGUGGUGGGGAAUUGAAUCAUUUGUAUAGUGAACAAGUUGUGACUACCAUCCACAACUACAGCAAUGUCAAAGUCAACUAGCGGUAAACGUAAAGGCAAGGGGAAAGGAAAGAAAGGCCAAACUAAAGAUCCUAUGAAUGAUGCUUUAGAGAAAGCACAAAAUAAUGUUAAAAAUUUGAAAGAAGAAAUCAACACUAAGAUAUUCAUUGCUGAAAAUGCAGAAAAUCGUUGUUAUCAGGCUCGUUUAGACAAAUUGAAAUCAGUUGAAGUCUAUGAAGAGAUUAAAGCAUCAACACAAGAUCAUACAGCCUAUUUAAUAACACAGAAUGAAAUGAAAGUUACCAAUUUACAGGAUGAAAUUGAAACAUUGAAUACAAAAUUAAAUGAAGCAAAUCAAUUGAUAGAAUUAAAGGAUACUCAACUGGAGAGUUUACGUCAAGAAUUUGAUAAAUGUAUGACUGAAAAAGAUCUGAAAAUCAGUAUGUUAGAACAGAAAUUACAAGAACAAAGUGCACUGUUUCGUGAUGUAAUGUUACAGGCAUUUAAUCAACUAAUUAAACAAUUACAAAUUGACUUUGAGAAUAUUCAUAAGAAUUUUUCAAUCUUUUCUCAGUCUACAAAUGACUUAGUGGAACUAGAAUUCCUGAAUCCUCCAUUUUUGGAUGAAGAAUCUGCUGAGUAUAUCUGAAAAUGUACAUAAAUUGAAUGCAUAUAUUCGCUUACAAUCAUGUAGAAACAUAUUAUCAUGAUUGGUGACUGCUUUUUAACAAUUUUUCGUAAUUAAAUUG
Messenger RNA from Trichobilharzia regenti, 1000 nucleotides. NCBI's taxonomy places the organism in Eukaryota, Metazoa, Platyhelminthes, Trematoda, Strigeidida, Schistosomatidae. The record is from the annotation of a GenBank genome assembly.